This is a messenger RNA of Volvox carteri f. nagariensis, 2814 nucleotides long. RefSeq lists its product as uncharacterized. Gene Ontology annotation, cellular component: endoplasmic reticulum. Gene Ontology annotation, molecular function: lipid binding. The transcript is spliced from 16 exons. The record is from RefSeq and is a predicted model, not a curated record. Lineage: Eukaryota; Viridiplantae; Chlorophyta; Chlorophyceae; Chlamydomonadales; Volvocaceae. The coding region runs from base 1 to 2676 and encodes 891 amino acids.
AUGACAGUUUCAAAGCCCGAGAUGCCAUCGCAAGUGGCGCGGAACUCGUCAGAGGCUUCGGCUGCCGUUAACGUCGCCUUGGACCUCACGACAGCAGCAGCUGUAUCUACGCUACCAGUGGCGCAUGAAUCCGUCUUUGACCGUCCUCGGGAUAAUACGGACUUUGUGGAACGGCGUAGCUUGCAUUCCUCGGAGCACCCAGCAACACCAAUCAAUCAACCGGUUGCGGAGGGCCACAUGAGCAAAGUUAGCAGUAAAGUCGACCAGGAGAGGCUGAACGAGAAUAUAAGAAAGCCUUCGAGGUCUUUGCUCACGCCUUUGGUGAAUACGGCUCCCGAAGUGGCAUCUGUGGGACCAACUCCAAAGCAUGAUAUUGAGUCAGAAAUACAUGCCGAUCCUGAGACGGCGAAAGCACCGAUGGUCGUUACAGCUGCAGCUGGCGACUCGCCCGCCAUGGCUGCUGGGACCGCUGAAAACGCUGUCCUCGACGAGCUGCAAAAGUUUGCGGCAGAGGCAGCAAAACAGGCUGGCCAGGACUACAUGGAAGCGGGAAAACAGGCCCAGCUAACACUCAAGGACCUGCUCAGCCUCCGCGAGAAGGAGGGCCCGCCGGUGACGUUGACCGUCGAUCAAAUUGCGACGGCGGCAAUCUUUCUGGUGGCCGGCCUGCAGCUGCUCAUCCUGCCCAUCUUCCUGCCCUCCACCUUUCGACUGCUGUACAGCUUAUUGUGGGGCUUGCUGGUAGGGCUCGGCUUAAGCUUCCUCUUCUUCCACAACAAGAAAAAGAAGGCGGAAGUCAACGAGCUGUUGUCCACCAAUCUGGGUCUCAAGGGAAUCCAAUUGGUUGCCGCAGGCGUGCCGGCCCUCUGCAGCGUAUCAAACACGGAAAAAAUGGAGUGGUUAAAUGCACUGGUGGUGGAGGUGUGGCCGUUUGUGGACAAGGCGGUUUGCAACAUGGUCAAGGACAUCACAGCCCAGAUGAUGCCCGGCAUUCUGCAGUCUUUGCCGCCAGUGCUAUCGUCACAGGUCAAGAGUGUGGGCUUCAAGCAUCUCACGUUCGGGGCCGUGCCAUUCAGGGUGGAGGGCAUCCAUGUUCACAAGGAAGCAGACGACGGGCUGGUUCUGGAGCUGUCUGUCAAGUGGUGUGGUGACCCCAACAUCACUUUGGCGAUUGAGGUGCCGGCAGGUCAGAAGCUGUGUCCUCGCAUGCUGGACAUCACUUUCGCGGUCACUGUGCGCGUGCUGCUGCGGCCACUGGUGCCGCGUCUGCCCGGAUUCGUCGCCCUGAUGGCCACGGUUCCCAAGCCGCCGCUUAUCAAGUACCGACUGGACUUUGGGAAGGCGCUGGGGGGCUCCAUGCUGCCCAAGCUGGUCACCCCCGUCAUCGACUACUUCAUCAAGGGCACGCUGGACCGGAUGCUGGUGUGGCCCAACCGCAUAGUGUUGCCCAUUCUGCAGUCCACACCUCCUUGCGCGGCGGUGUCCCCCAAGGAGUGGGAGGAUGCAGACCGCAAGUUGGAGCGCCUAGCCAACACGGAGAUCGUCACCUGGGAACACUUCACGUACCUGCUGGUGCUGGAGCCAGAGAGCCAGGUGUUACGGUUAGAGGCGUUUGAUGUGGCGGAUGGGCGAGGUCGGGAUGGCCGCAGGCGGAUCGGCCGCGCGCUGGUCAAGCUAAACCCUGUCUGCAAGGAGGCCAUGCAGGGCUCGAAAGAGCAUGUGUCCGUGAGGGCGCAGCUUGGGGAGAACGACUGGGGAAGUCCAGGCGGCCCGGGCAAGGGCGCGGGCACGGUCCUGCUGCACAUGUGGUACUUCCCCUGCGAGGACUUCACCCAGGAGCAAGUCCUGGGGGCUAGAAAAGGCAUCCUUACGGUUCGCCUACUGGCCAUUGGGGGCCUCACCCCGGGUGUCAACAACAACGUGACCGCGUACGCAUCCUUCAAUCUGACAUCCCAAAAGAAGGCGGGGCACCCCUCGUGGAAGACGGCCAAGAGGACAUGGACGCUGGCGGGGCAUGUGGCUGGGCUGAAGGGUCAGAUGCGGCGGCUGGAGCUAGCCCGGGAGCGGGACCUGCGGGAGGGUGACACGGCGGCGGCGGAGGCUAAGGCGGUGCAGAUGCGGGCGCUCCAGGAGGAAAUCGACACGGCGGCGGAGAAGAACAAGACCAGAAGCGUGACGCUAGAUUACUCGAUGGAAACUCAGGCGUUCUGCUCGUUUUACGGCGUUAAGGAGCGACUGGAGGAUGAGAGCAGCGAUGAUGAAGCGGGAGAGGGCGGCGACGGCGAGAGCAAGAGCCUCCAGGACUGUGGAGAGAACACGGUGCACAUCAAGGUAGUGCAGGAGGGCCGCGUCAAGCGCACCGCGGAGACGAUUGGCGUGGUGGAGGUGCCGGUGUCACGCAUUAAGAACAGCUACUGCCUCAACCCGCUGUCUGGCAAGAAGGAGUACGGGCUGUACAUACAGAAAUGUCAGAACUUUGACCCGGAAUCGCCGGGGGUAGCGCCUCCGGAGAGCGAGUGGGGGUUGCCUCUGUCGGGCAGCGCUACCGGCCGCGUGUGGUUGGUGGCACGGUGGGUGCCCUGCGUUGAGGCUGCCCCACAGGACCUGACCGAGGAGGACAGGUCCGCCUUCGUUAAUGUAUUGAAGCCCGGAGCGGCGGCGGGGCAGGCCAAGUGAGCUUAGAGGCCUUGCCAGGGCAGAGAAGGCCCCAGAAGAAGACGCAGGGCAGACAAGCAUGAUGGCCGGCAGGACUGUCCUGCACGGCCUGGGCAGGACUGACUGGCUUGCAUUGCUUGGGCUUGACCGGCGGGCCAU